AUGAUGACCCUUCUGCUUCUCCUGCUGUUCCUCUGCGAGGCCCACAGCCAGGCGGCGUCAAAGCCCAACUUCGUCCUGCUGAUGGCUGACGACCUGGGCAUCGGGGACCCUGGUUGCUAUGGCAACAAGACUCUCAGGACUCCCAAUAUCGACCGCCUGGCCAGAGGGGGCGUGAAGCUCACACAGCACCUGGCAGCAUCGCCCCUAUGCACGCCCAGCAGGGCGGCCUUCAUGACCGGCCGGUACCCCGUCCGCUCAGGAAUGGCAUCUCAGUCCCAGGUGGGAGUUUUCCUCUUCUCGGCCUCUUCUGGAGGACUGCCCCCCAGUGAGAUUACGUUCGCCAAGCUUCUGAAGGAUCAAAGUUAUUCCACAGCUCUGAUAGGCAAGUGGCACCUGGGCAUCAGCUGCCACGACCGCGGCGACUUCUGUCACCACCCGACCAGCCACGGCUUCGACUACUUCCACGGGCUGCCCCUGACCAACCUGCGUGACUGCAAGCCGAGGGGAGGCACCGUGUUCGCCCCGGGCAUCCGGCUGCUGGUCUUCGUGCCUCUGAGGCUCAUCACCGUGGCCCUGCUGACCCUGGCGGCGCUCAAGUGGCUGGGGCUCAUCCGCACGCCCCGCUGCGUCUUCCUCGGCCUCCUGCUCCUGGCCGCCCUGCUCAUCGGCCUCCUACUGGGCUUCCUGAACUACUUCCGGCCGCUCAACUGCUUCCUGAUGCGGAACCGCGAGGUCACGCAACAGCCCCUGUCCUACGACGACCUCACGCAGAGGCUCACGGCGGACGCCACACGCUUCUUACGUCGCAAUGCCAAGACCCCUUUCCUGCUUGUCCUGUCUUUCCUGCACGUGCACACGGCUCUCUUCUCUUCGAAGAAGUUUGCUGGCAAAAGUAAACACGGCGCCUAUGGGGAUGCCGUUGAGGAGAUGGAUUGGAGCGUCGGGCAGAUCUUGGAUGUCCUCGACAAGUUGAAACUGGCUGAUAACACCCUGGUCUACUUCUCCUCGGAUCAAGGAGCUCACAUAGAAGAGGUGACCAUCAAAGAUGAAGUUCACGGAGGCAGUAACGGAAUCUACAAAGGGGGAAAAGCGAACAACUGGGAAGGAGGCAUCCGGGUCCCCGGCAUCGUGCGGUGGCCGGGCGUGAUCCCGGCCGGCCUGGAGAUUGACCAGCCCACCAGCAACAUGGACAUCUUCCCCACGGUGGCCAAACUCGCGGGGUCCCCUCUGCCGCAAGACAGGAUCAUCGACGGCCGGGACCUGAUGCCCUUGCUGCGGGGGCAGACCCAGCGAUCGGAGCACGAGUUUCUCUUCCACUACUGCAACUCCUAUCUGAACGCUGUGCGCUGGAACCCGCCCAACAGCACGUCCAUCUGGAAAGCCUUUUUCUUCACCCCCAAGUUCUUCCCCGAGGGUUCCAACGGAUGCUUUCACACCCGCGUGUGUUUAUGUGACGGGCAGUAUGUCGCCUACCACGACCCACCCCUGCUGUUUGAGAUUUCCAGAGACCCCCGGGAGAGACACCCGUUAACCCCGGCGUCGGAGCCGCGGUUCCAGGAGAUCCUGGCGACCAUGCAGGAGGCGGUGGCCCGCCACGUCCAGACCCUGCAGGACGUCCCCAACCAGCUGUCCCUGGGGAACCUGAUCUGGAAGCCGUGGCUGCAGCUGUGCUGCUCGUCAUCAGGGCUGUCCUGCAAGUGCGACCGGGAGAAGCAGGACGGGAGACGAUUUUAG
This is a messenger RNA of Rangifer tarandus platyrhynchus (Svalbard reindeer), 1734 nucleotides long. The record is from the annotation of a GenBank genome assembly. Lineage: Eukaryota; Metazoa; Chordata; Mammalia; Artiodactyla; Cervidae.